CCAAAACCCCAUGGUUGCUACUCUUAAAAGUUAAAAACUUAGAGCCGUCACCAAAGAAUUUGGAAUCUGUUUAAAGAAUGAGAAGGACGAUAACUCGGCUUGGGCCAUGGCAGCCACACGCAGAGGGGUUGAACCAAAUAAUUCUCCUGUUGCUGCUAGAUAAUUUGCCGUUUUCUACGGUUAUUAGGACUCAGAUUCGGAUGCAGCUUCUGCAUUUCUCUUUGUUCGGUGAUUUCAACAACUAUCUUGCUUUUAUCCUUUCAAGAGCUAAGGAUGUACCUGUAGAGAUUCGAAAAGUUGCUGGUCUGCUGCUGAAAAAUGGGCUAAUGGCUGUAUACAAUUUGAUAGAGCCUGAACACCAACAAUAUAUAAAAUUACAACUGUUAUAUGGUUUAGGAGAAGCAGAUCAACACAUUAGGUCAACUUGUGGGACGACUAUAUCAAAUGUUAUUCAACAAGGGGGAAUUUUGGGAUGGCCUGAGCUGUUUCAUACUCUUCUACAUUUCCUUAACAGUGGUGAUCCAAAUAGAAAUGGAGGUGCUAUGGAUGCAUUGUCAAAGAUCUCUGAGAAUACACCCGAAUUGUUGGAUUCUGAUGACGCUUGGUCAGGUCAAAGGCCCAUCAACAUAUUCCUUCUUGAAUUGUUUGAGUUUUUUCAUUCGCCCCAUGCUAAUUUGAGAAAGCUUUCAUUGCGUUUUGUAAACAAAUACAUUAUCUCUAUGCCUUCUGGACUAUACACAUCCAAGAAUAAAUACCUUGAUGGUUUGUUUCUCCUUGCCAACGAGCCAGAUGCAGCAGUGCGGAAAUUGGUUUGUACUGCAUUGCUUCAGCUAGUUGAAUUCCAUCCAUCUGUUCUAGAGCCCCGUUUGAAGGAUGUAAUUGAAUGUAUGUUACAACUCAAUAAGGACAACAAUGAUGUAGUGGCACUUGAAGCGUGUGGAUUUUGGUCUAAAUAUUGGGAUGCACAGAUACCAUCUGAGAAUUUGAGAGAAUAUUUGCCACGUUUAACUCUAAUUUUGUUGUCAAACAUGGCUUACCCUAAUGAUGAUGAUUUACUUGCUGAUGCUGAGGAAGACGAGUCUAUUCCAGACAGAUAUCAGGAUCUGAAACCUCAACUUCCUUGUUCUGAUGAAGAUGAUGACACUUGUACCAUCUGUAACUUACGGAAAUGCAGUGCCUCAGCUCUUGAUGUUCUAUCAAAUGUGUUUGGAGCUAAAAUUCUUCUUACAUUUAUGCCUAUUAUCGAGGCAAACUUAUCUGCUACUGGUGAUGAAGCCUGGAGGGACAAGGAAGCUGCUGUUUUGGCUCUUGGUGUAAUCGCUAGAGGUUGCAACAAUGGUCUUUAUCCUCGUUUGUCUGAGAUUGUGGCAUCUCUAAUUCCCCUUUUAGAUCAUAAGUUUACUCUCAUAAGGAGUACUUCUUGUUGGACACUUUCUCAAUUCAGCAAAUACAUUGUUCAGGAUAGUGGUAAUAAAAAAGGCUAUGAGCAAUUUGACAUAGUUCUUACGGCUCUCCUGCAAAGAAUAUCGGAUACUAACAAGCUGGUACAAGGGGCUGCCUGUUCUGCUCUUGCAAUACUUGAAGAGGAGGCUGCCGAAAAGUUGGCACCGAGGUUGAAAGAAAUAUUACAGCAUCUUAUGCAUCCUUUGGGCGAGUAUCAGAAACGGAACCUGAGAAUUAUUUGUGAUGCUAUCGGAACUCUAGUAGAUGCUGUUGGAGAGGAAUUGGAUCAGCCUGUUUAUGUUGAAAUUCUGAUUCCACCACUCCUUCAAAAGUGGCAAAAUUUUUCAAUUUUUGACAAAGAUCUCUUAACACUUCUUGAGUGCUUCACAUCCAUCGUGCAGGCAUUGGGUAGCAUCGAAUUCUCUGAGUUUACUGAGCAUUUAUUCAGUAGGUGCAUAACUAUCAUCGAGGCUCAACAACGGUUGGCCAAGGCUCAUCCUUUUUCAGAUAAGGACUUCAUUACAUGCUCGCUUGAUUUUCUAUCUGGACUAACAGGGUGCUUUGAUAGUGGAAUAGAGAGUUUGGUUUUACAGAGCAAUUUGAGGGACAUGCUUCUGAAAUGUUGCAGGGAUGGUGCUCCUGAUGUUCGACAAAGUGCCUUUGGUCUUCUAGGGGACCUAGCAAGAGUUUGUCCUAUUUAUUUGCAUCCUCGUGUACCUGAGUUCCUUUAUCUAGCGGUGAAGCAAUUGAAGAUUCCCAAGUUAGAGAAAACCAUUUCAGUAGCAAACAAUGCAUGUUGGGCUAUCGGAGAGCUAGCUGUUCAGGUUCCUCAAGAAACUUCUCCGUUUGUCACAACAGUGAUCUCGUGUUUGAUUCCAAUCCUUCAUCAAUCAGAGGGGGUGGAGAAGUCAAUGGUUGAAAAUAGUGCCAUUACUCUAGGGAGGCUUGCAUUUGUCUGUCCAGAUCUUGUGUCGCCACACAUGGAGAAGUGCAUGCAACCAUGGUGCAUUUCUUUAUCUACUACACGUGACGGUAUCGAGAAAGAAGAUGCCUUCAAAGGUCUUUGUGCAAUGGUCAAGGCAAAUCCUUCAGUUGCUCAGAGUUCGCUUGUUUACGUAUGCAAAGCUAUUGCAAGCUGGAAAAAAAUAUGGAGCACAGAACUGAAUACAGAAGUUUGCAAGGUCAUGCAUGAUUAUCAACAGAUGCUUACUAACGAGGCAUGGGACAAAUUUAUGUCCGAUUUGGAUCCACUCGUGAAGGCUAAUAUUGCGAAGUAUCUAGUUUAAGAUCUUUGUAAUCCAUGAUUGUCAUUGUUCACCAGUAUCCAUGGUUUCUUCAAAGAUAUCUUCUAUCAGCAUCAAUACUGUUGUCUAUUUCGCGCAUCAUCCAUCGGAGCUGCGAUCGAUAUAAGAAAAUGUUGGAAUGCAGCCCUCCAAAGCUUCAAGAGGUUGUUUUUUUUUUUUUUGGCGUUUUAGUUGAAGGAUCGGUGAGGUAUCGGGUUAAAGCAUUGCGGAAUUUUCUCUUAUUGAGUUUUGGUCUGUUAUUUCCAUAGAUUUUUGUUCAAGUGCUUUAGAUGUGGAUGACUGAUAGCUUUUAGGUGUCACUUAUGUAAUCAUUAAGGUUCAUGCCGCAGCAAUGAGAUUGGGGUUAUAAAGGGAUAAUGUAACUAUUAGUCCCUGGAGAUUUCAUGAAUUCAUGCAAACCGUGUAUCAUUUGUUUUCUACAUACGCGUUUUACCGUCUAUAAAAAUUGAUUUUUUGAGGUUCAUAGCUGCCCCUCCGAAGGAUAUUAUUUUCAAAGUUUGAACCUUAUUUCAAAAAGAGAAACUACAUUAAACAAGAAAGUUACUGUCGGAUCAAAGACAAAUUUCCGGUGCAGUUCAUCCUUUACCGAGAAAACCUGCUGUUCUUCCACACAUGAAACCUGAGGUACAUAUUAUCCGAAAAGUAACUCUAGAUAAUCUUAUGCAACAUUCAAGGAAUACAUAUAUAUAUAUCCAUAUAUUAUAUAUACAUCUAAGGUGUUCUUUUGAGGGUGUACCAAUUAUGAUGGGGUUUUUCUAAGUAACAAA
Messenger RNA from Gossypium arboreum, 3514 nucleotides. RefSeq names its product transportin-1. The coding region runs from base 78 to 2729 and encodes 883 amino acids. Lineage: Eukaryota; Viridiplantae; Streptophyta; Magnoliopsida; Malvales; Malvaceae. Gene Ontology annotation, cellular component: cytoplasm; nucleus. The transcript is spliced from 30 exons. Gene Ontology annotation, molecular function: small GTPase binding; nuclear import signal receptor activity. The record is from RefSeq and is a predicted model, not a curated record. Gene Ontology annotation, biological process: protein import into nucleus.